UAAUUAAUUUCAAAGGAUUUAGAGCGCCAAGUUCAGCAAAAAGACAGCGUGCUCUCAUAAUCAAAACAUUAAACAGAACACAGCCAAUCCAAAAUAAAAUAAAACAAAAUGAAAACUCAAUUAGUAACAUCACAGAUCCAGAUCUCUAUCUUUCUCCUAUAAACAAAACAUGGGGUUUCCCCCUCGACAAUCCCAACACAGAUUUCCUCCUCCUCUCCCUUCUUCAUCCCCUUCCCCUCCUCACAUCCACCAAUGCCUUCUUCCCUGUCCACAACUCUUCUGUCAAUAACCAUACCCUCUCUUUUCUUCCUUUCCUGUUUCUCCAUUGACAACCAAGGCCUUGCUCUUCUUCAAUGGAAGAAUACGCUCACCUUCUCCUCAGACGAGCUCAGCUCAUGGAAGUCAACAGAUUCCAAUCCCUGCAAAUGGUAUGGAGUCCUCUGCAACCCAAGUUCCCUGGUCAUAAGCCUCAACCUCAACUCAGUGAAUAUCCAGGGCGAAUUGCCUUCCAAUUUCCAAUCACUCAAGUCUCUCAGGACUCUUGUCAUCUCCGGCACAAAUAUCAGCGGCCAAAUCCCAAAAUCCUUUGGUGAUUACCAAGAACUAAGCUUGCUUGAUCUCAGUAAGAACCAAAUUUCCGGGGAAAUUCCGGCGGAGCUCUGCAAACUAACAAAGCUUCAAUCUUUAGCUGUCAACUCUAAUUCUCUCGUUGGAGCCAUUCCUGUGGAGCUCGGCAAUCUCUCCAUGCUUACUUAUCUCACUAUCUUUGAUAACUAUCUCAGUGGUGAGAUUCCAAGAAGCAUCGGGAAAUUGACAAAGCUCGAAGUUUUCCGGGCCGGAGGGAACCAAAAUCUCAGAGGUCCAUUGCCGCCAGAGAUUGGAAAUUGCAGCAAUCUCAUGAUGAUCGGCCUCGCUGAAACUGGAAUUUCCGGCAACCUCCCGCCGGAAAUCGGAUUGCUGAAGAGAAUUCAAACUAUUGCAAUCUACACGGCGCUCCUUUCUGGUUCUAUUCCUGGCGAGAUUGGAAAUUGCAGUGAGCUCAAAAGCUUGUACCUUUAUCAGAAUUCGCUUUCCGGAUUGAUACCGCCGGAGCUCGGAGAGCUCCAGAAGCUGCAAUCUUUGCUCUUAUGGCAGAACAGCUUGGUGGGCUCCAUUCCACCAGAGCUUGGGGAAUGCGGCGAGCUGGUGCUCGUCGACCUUUCGCUUAAUCUCUUAACAGGGAGCAUUCCGAGUAGCUUCGGCAAGCUCUCCAACCUACAGCAGCUUCAGUUGAGUAGUAAUCAGCUCACUGGAGCUAUACCGCCGGAGCUUUCCAACUGCACGUCCUUUACAGAUAUCGAAGUAGACAAUAAUCAGCUGUCCGGCGAGAUAGAGAUUGAGUUCGGGAAGUUGAAGAGCCUUACUCUGUUCUACGCAUGGAAGAACAUGCUGACAGGGAAUAUUCCAGCGAGCCUCGCGGAAUGCGGGAAUCUACAAUCUUUGGAUCUUUCAUACAAUAAUCUGACAGGGGUGAUUCCAAGGGAGCUCUUUGCGCUUCAGAAUCUAUCAAAGUUGCUGCUUAUCUCCAACGAGCUCUCUGGCUUCAUUCCUCUGCAAAUAGGCAACUGCACGAACCUCUUCCGACUCCGGUUAAACCGCAACCAGCUCGUCGGACAGAUUCCGGAGGACAUUGCCAAGUUAAAGAACCUCAAUUUCCUGGACAUUAGCGAGAAUUUUCUCGUGGGCGGGAUUCCACUGGCUAUUUCGGCAUGUGAAGGCCUCCAAUUCCUGGACCUCCACUCCAACGCUCUCACAGGCGCAUUACCGGAGUCACUCCCGAAGAGCCUCCAGUUCCUCGACGUCUCCGACAACCGUUUUUCAGGCGCACUAUGCUCUGGUGUGACGAGGCUGCCCGGGCUCACCAAGCUCCUGCUUUCAAAGAACCAGUUUUCAGGCAGAAUCCCAUCCGAGCUCAUCUCCUGCUUGAAGCUUCAGCUGCUAGACCUCGGGGAAAACUCUUUCUCUGGUGCCAUCCCGCCGAAUCUCGGCCUCCUCCCAUCCCUCGAAAUCUCCCUCAACCUCAGUUGCAACCAACUCUCUGGCAACCUUCCGUCUGAGCUCUCCGAGCUCAAAAAGCUCACAAAUCUCGAUCUUUCCCACAACUUCCUCACCGGCGAUCUGACCCCAAUCGCUUCCCUCCAGAACCUUGUCUCCCUCAACAUCUCCUUCAACUCCUUUUCCGGCGAACUCCCCGACACCUCUUUCUUCCGCAAUAUCCCCCUCUCCGACCUGACCGGUAACCAAGGCCUCUACAUCUCCAGUCCCGGAACCCGCUCGCUGACCUCCGCAUCGCCGCAGAAGCUCGCAAUGCCUCUCCUUUUCACAAUAUUCGCCGUCCUCGUCCUCGCCGCAGCCUAUUUCAUUCUCCGUGCCCGCCGUAGAAGCGGCGAACCUGCCGGCGACGGCCACUGGGAUAUUACAAUGUUCAAAAAAUCAGAUAUUUCGGUCGAAGAAAUAGUCAGGGGGCUAACUUCUGCAAACGUGAUCGGAACGGGAAGCUCCGGCGUGGUGUACAGAGUCGGCACCGUGGCGGUGAAGCGGAUGUGGUCAACGGAUGAAGACGGCGGCGCGUUUCGGAACGAAAUCACGGCGUUAGGGUCGAUUAGGCAUCGAAACAUUGUGAGAUUAUUGGGUUGGGCGGCGAAUAAGAGGAUGAGAUUGUUGUUUUAUAAUUAUUUGCCGAAUGGGAAUUUGAGUUCAAUGAUUCAUAGGGGAGGAAAGGGGGCUGUUGGAUGGGAAGAGAGGCAUGGAAUAAUGGUGGGAGUGGCAGAGGCAAUUGCUUAUUUACAUCAUGAUUGUGUACCGGCUAUACUUCAUGGAGAUGUGAAGGCCAUGAAUGUAUUGUUGGGGGAAGACUUUGAAGCUUAUUUGGCGGAUUUUGGGUUGUCGAAGGUGUUGAAUGUUGGCGGAGGAAGAAGAGAAGCGGCGAGGUCACCGCCGAGGAUUGCAGGAUCGUAUGGCUACAUGGCUCCGGAGCUCGGUUCAAUGCAACAGAUAACGGUUAAGAGCGACGUCUACAGCUACGGUGUGGUCCUUCUCGAGGUCCUCACAGCUCGGCACCCACUAGACCCGUCCCUUCUGGGCGGGGUCAAUCUGGUCCAGUGGGCCCGCGACCAUCUCCAUUCCCAACGCGACCCAACGGGUCUACUCGACCCGAGGCUCCACGGCCUGCCCGACUUCCAAAUGCAGGAAAUGCUGCAGGCUCUGGCCAUCUCGGUCCUGUGCGUCGGCCUGCGGCCCGACGACCGGCCCACCAUGAAGGAUGUUGUCGCACUUCUUAAGGAGAUACGAAGGCCGGCGGCCGACGAGCCCAAGGCGUCGCCGAUGAUCGGCAGUUUGUCUCCGGCGAGAAGCUUGGCUCUGCGUGGUUCUUCGAGUUGUUCAUUUGUUAUGUCGGAUUGUUCGGAUUGAAGGAGUGGGCUGGGCUUGGAAAUGGGUCUGUAAAUCAUUUGUUUUGGGUUAGUUUAAGCACUUUGAUUUUUAAAAGAAGUAGAUGGGAAAUAAUUUAGGUUUUGUUGUUGUAAAUAUAUCUGUAGUGAUUAGGGCAACUCCAAUGGACCGUUCUUGCUUUGCUCCAA
This is a messenger RNA of Dendrobium catenatum, 3617 nucleotides long. Its product is annotated as LRR receptor-like serine/threonine-protein kinase. Gene Ontology annotation, biological process: protein phosphorylation. The record is from RefSeq and is a predicted model, not a curated record. Bases 253 to 3450 code for a protein of 1065 amino acids. Lineage: Eukaryota; Viridiplantae; Streptophyta; Magnoliopsida; Asparagales; Orchidaceae. The transcript is spliced from 2 exons. Gene Ontology annotation, molecular function: protein kinase activity; protein binding; ATP binding.